Molecule: messenger RNA, 3206 nt
Organism: Lepisosteus oculatus (spotted gar)
Lineage: Eukaryota; Metazoa; Chordata; Actinopteri; Semionotiformes; Lepisosteidae
Gene: wars2
Product: tryptophanyl tRNA synthetase 2, mitochondrial
Biological process (GO): mitochondrial tryptophanyl-tRNA aminoacylation
Cellular component (GO): mitochondrial matrix; mitochondrion
Molecular function (GO): ATP binding; tryptophan-tRNA ligase activity
Source: RefSeq, a predicted model, not a curated record
UGCCCGUGAGGACGAGCAUGAACAGGCUCUCGGGUUUCAUUCAAAACUUUAAAGUGGCGAAAGUGUCGUUCAGUGCUGGAAAGGAUUGUGAAAAAAAGGAGGUGGAGGAGCGCGUCUUCUCCGGGAUCCAGCCCACGGGGAUCCCCCACCUGGGGAACUACCUGGGUGCCCUGGAGAGCUGGGUGCGCCUGCAGGGGCAGCACGGCUCCGUCCUGUACAGCAUCGUGGACCUCCACUCCAUCACCGUGCCGCAGGACCCCGCCCGGCUGCGGACCAGCGUUCUGGACGUGGCGGCAAGCCUCAUCGCCUGCGGCAUUGACCCGGAGCGGUCCAUCCUCUUCCAGCAGUCGCAGGUGUCUGAGCACACAGAGCUCUGCUGGGUUCUUGGCUGUCUGACCAGCAUACCUCGGCUACGACAUUUACCUCAGUGGAAGACGAAGAGCAAUCGGAAGAAUGAAGGCAGCGUGGGCCUGUUCGCCUACCCCAUUCUGCAGGCUGCAGACAUCCUCUUAUACAAGUCCACCCAUGUUCCGGUGGGAGAAGAUCAGAUCCAGCACUUGGAACUGGCGCAGGACACUGCUCGCAUCUUCAACCAAAAGUACGGGGACUGCUUUCCCAUCCCACAGCCACUUUUGAGUGUAACAAGAAAGGUAAAAUCCCUCAGGGACCCCACAUCCAAAAUGUCUAAAUCCGAUCCUCGGAAGUUAGCCACCGUCAACAUUACGGACACUCCAGAUGACAUCCGGCUUAAAUUCCGUAAAGCAGUCACGGAUUUCACCUCCGAAGUCACCUUCGAUCCCGAGAACAGGCCUGGCGUCUCCAACUUGGUGGCUAUCCAUGCAGCAGUGACUGGACAGACAGUGGAGGAGGUGGUUCACCAGAGUGAGGGACUGGAGACGGCCCAGUACAAACACGUUGUAGCUGAAGCUGUCAUCCAGAAGUUUUCCCCGAUCCGGGCUGAGGUGCAGCGACUCCGGGCCGACGCUGGGUACCUGGAGAAGGUGUUAAGCCGAGGGGCAGAAAAGGCUAAGGAACGUGCUUCUGUUGUUUAUCAGGAGGUUAGGAGACGUAUUGGGUUUUCCUGAUGGAGGAAUUUUCCUGGAGGCAGGAGCAUUCUGGGAACUGCCGGCAGUGACGGUCAUAGGUGUGCUCCACAAAAAACUCUUCUGCGUUUGCAAUUUAUCUUUUUGAGACAUGCAAAAUGUAGCUGCCAACAGAAAUGCAGCUUCUGGAUGUCAUUAAUUCACCUGGAAUCUUUGCUGCUGUUCACUAAAUCUUUAAAUCUGUGUUGAGUAACCAUGAAAAGAUCAUUUAGGAAACCAGCAUUUAGUUGAACAAAUAAUCUGUUGCUUUUUUUAAGUAAAGCUUUUCAGUACUUUUGUAAUAGCAAGUGCAAUCUGAAUGCUGUCCAUUUUUUUCUGUACUUGUCCAGAAACAAGAGAGUUACGUGUCUGGUGCUCAGAGGAAUCUAGAUAUGCUUUGGUUUCUACAAUCUGUUCUGAUCACUGAUGUAAACUAAUAUAACCCUUGGUAGCCCAGUGUCAUUCCUGAUUAAUGUCAACAUCAGGCAGCUUUCGUGACUUUUUAUAAACAAGGGGAGCAGCGGAUUUUACUUAUGGAAUAUGAACAGAACUUACUUUUCAAAUGUUGCUAGGGACAUCAGUAAGUUUUCAACAUUAUGAGAUUCACUGAACAUCCCCCAGUUAUCUUUAAAAAGACAACAGAUGGAGACCUACACCUUGAAGAUUUCAGCAGUUCUUCAUGGUUUAUAUUUGUUUAGUGGCUCAUUCAUUCAUUUGAUUCAUUUAAGUGUGAUUUUACUGUGGUUGAAAGUUAAGGAUGUUCUUAAGAUACAUGCAGAACACAGUACAAGAGCAUAGUAAUUAAGUACUUAAACUUAUUAUUCUUUUAAAUGAAUAAACCUCACUAAGUCUAGGUAUGUUGACAAAAACGCAAGAAAUGCAUACUCUAGGGUUUUAUAAUGUUGCAAUUUUAGGUUUUAGAUGUAAGAUCUGUCUCUGUUCUGAUCCUGAAAUGUUCUUAAGAUGCUUCCUCCUAUAGAAUGUUAUUUUGUGAAAUACCUCAAAAUUGACCACGUUAAGUGUGUGAGAUGAAGUUUAGAAAGCACUAAUCCUUGUGAAAUCCUUGUGAAAAAUGCUUAAUUCUUCACUAGCUGACUCAUCUUUCCUUAAGAGGUGAUCUUUUACUUGCUGCUGAUCUCUAGAUGAUGACAUUUCUGGGGGACAUUUACCAGUCAUCUCUGAACACACACACAUCUCAGAUGUAACUCCAGUGUUUGCCAGAUGGGACUGAAUAUAACAUAUCUGCAAACCGACCAUACAGUUUUGUAUCAUUUUACCCCGUGUUUAAAAUUUUGUUUGCAGAUUUCAACAUCUGCUAAAUCUUUUCUCUGCUGAGCUCCAUAUCUAAAUGCUGCAAAAUCUGUUGAUGUGGCUCGUUUCCUGGAUGUAGGAGUAGAUCAGUCUCAUACUGGAUACAGUGUCUGUAUUCACUGCAUCAGCAAUGUGAAAGGCAACGUACAAAUCCUCCUAUAUUCUCCUUCUCCAGUCUACAUAGAGAUUGCAAGGAAAACACAGGGGCGAACUACAUUGUUUCAGGUUGAUCUGGUAAUUGGAAAGAAGAGCUCUACCAGUUUACUUCAACAUCUGGUCUACAAGAGAAGCUGUUAACCAAUCUUAUGCUGGGAAUAUUUAGUAAAAGGGAAUUUUGUCCCUGCUGUUAUGUAACUGGUUUGAGUGUUAAUAUUCUGUUUUCUAAACUGUAAAUGUUUUAAAGUUACGUUAAAUAUUAUCUUUAAAAUUAUGAAAGCUAGAGAAAUGUCAAAGGAUCGUGCUAUAAUCUCUCUGUAUCGAGUCUUUGUAAGCUUUAUGUUAAUAUUUUGGCUGUGACGUAACAUAGCCAGAAAACUGAAAACAAUUUGGGGGAAAAAAGACAGUUUAACAUUUUUAUUUUUUUAUGUUUAAUGAAUUAAAUUAAUGAAGAAUUAAACAUGACUGAUCUUAUUUACAGUAACUGCUCUCCUGAGAUUGUUCAGUAAUGCUUUAAAAACUAAAUUUGUUUUUAAAGAGCAACGGCCUCUUUAAGCAGUCCCCUUUUUUCUGAUGUUUUUUUUUAAGAAAGUGCAAUAAGAUUGCUGUAAUGUUUCUGCAAUCAUAAUGUUUUCACCUUGGGAAUAGAAUUUUAUA